CGCCGCGCCGACCAACAAAUAUGUCUGCGCCCAUGUGCGCGACUGCGGCGUGAAGGUGAUUACGUGCUUUGGACGAGAAUCUCUGCAUAACACCGCCGGUGUGAUUACGAGCAGGAGGGAAGGUGACGCCGGGGGAGUUCUACAAAACAAGCAGUCUACGUGCGUCAGCACACGAAACUCAGAACGUACCGCAAGCAUGUCGAAGAUCUCCAGGGCAGCAAAGACCGUAAAAAAGGUGGAAGUGGGGAAUGUGAUUCGGAUGAUUGUUCGGGCAGGGCAGGCAGCACCUGGGCCCCCUCUGGGUCCUGUCCUGGGACAGCGGGGCAUCCCCAUCGGUCAGUUCUGUAAGGACUUCAAUGAGAAAACAAAGGACAUCAAGGACGGCAUUCCCCUCCCCAUCAAGGUCCACGUGAAGCCUGACAGGACGUAUGACAUAAAGAUCGGCCAGCCCACGGUGUCCUACUUCCUCAAAGCAGCCGCGGGCAUCGAGAAAGGAGCCGGCAAAACAGGACAUGAGGUUGCAGGCAUGGUGUCCGUGAGAACGGUGUAUGAGAUUGCCCGGGUCAAAGGCAAGGAUGAGUGUUUUGUUUUGCAAGAUGCCUCCAUGGAGACGAUAGUCAAGACCAUCAUCGGCUCUGCUCGCUCAAUGGGCAUCAAAGUAGUCAAUGACCUGUCUGCAGAGGACUACAAGGAGUUCCUGCAGAAGAGGGAAGAGAAGCUGAGAGAGGAGCAAGAACUAGCAGCAGCAGAAGCUGCACAAGCAAAGACAAAGUGACAGUUCAGGCACAUGUAUAUAUGUACUGAUUUAUAUAUGCACCCAUAGUUUUUGUAUUUUAUUAUUGCUAAUAAACAUAAUUAUGUGUUGCUGAUGUGUUAUUUCCCCUUUCUUAUGUUUCUUUUUGCUGUUUAUUUAGGUAGAUACUGGCAAAAUUAUUUCUGUUAACACUAAUGGUGAUAUCAGUUGUGGCUAGUUCAUAAGGUGGGAUGCUUAAAUUUUGGCUCCACUCCAGAGACCCACAACUUUGAUAUUUCCCCCCCAUAUUGAUUUUGUUCUUCCAAGGAAGGUGAGGAUUAUUGGUUCCCCCAAUUCACUCUCUGCUGAGAAGGGACUGAUAAACAAUCAAGGGUUGUUAUGGACAGAUUUCAACCAUCUGAUGAAGAGUGAUUGGUCCUCUGGUCGCUCUCUCCAUUGAGAGCCAUACUAGUUCACCACUGGAGGCAGAUGUGGCAACUUGGAUGAAAGUGAUGUGAUGAAAGAGUUAAAUGGUCAAAUGGUCUGGUUAAGAGAGCCAUGCACGUGCUACGUAAGACCUGUCUGACCAAAGGAGCCAUAUGGAAGCCAAUCUCGAAAAGCUGGACGGUGUCAAUGCUGAAUUGAACUCUCCUCCUCUACUGCAGCGGUGGAACUAAAAUUUCACCAGCUUUACCGAUCAUGUGAUUACCAUUGUCAAACACCCGUUUGAGGAAUAUUCUAACCUGGUUUCCCCGAACAAGUCGCACUCAAAAAGCACGGUAUGAUCUUUAAACAUACUCGUCUGCAUCUGCCGACUGACGUGGAGAAGACAAAAAUUUGAUGACAUCGCCGGUUUUUCUGCAGCAGAAGAUCUACCGUGGUCCGUCUGUCCAAGUUCGACUCAGAUGUCUGCACAAAGGGAAGAUCCUUCAGUUCAAUGACCUGAAGGUUCGCCACGGCGAUUCUGGAAACUACAAGGCUGAGACUGGUUCACGCUAGUAGGGUUUCUUUCUGCUAUAUUUCUGUCAUGUUUCCUUUCUGGUGUCUGCUGUUCUAGUGUGAUUUUUCUGGUUUGGAAGAAAACACUGGGAGGUGGUUUAGUCAUAAUCUAUGGUGAGCUCUGGGGUGGGGGGAGGUGUAGUCAGUCAGAAGUUAAGGAGCUGCGUUCCCUGCCUGGCUCCCGUAAAUAAAGCGGUGGUUGAUGGACUCUCUGACACGGAUAUUUCUCUAGCCUCUCUUAUCUUUUCUCUUUUUCUGCUUCUUCAUUGAGUCACGUGUUUUAAAUCUUUUAAUAAUAUGACAAGGCUGUACUAAAAAGGUUUCAUUCUCGCUUUAAUGUUUCAUGGUCAAAUUAGUGAUUUUAAAUGGAAAUACAACUAUCUGGGUUUUCAAAAUCAAAAAGUAGGAGGA
Messenger RNA from Scleropages formosus (Asian bonytongue), 2143 nucleotides. It is a transcript of the gene mrpl11, whose product is annotated as mitochondrial ribosomal protein L11. The record is from RefSeq and is a predicted model, not a curated record. Gene Ontology annotation, molecular function: structural constituent of ribosome; large ribosomal subunit rRNA binding. The transcript has 7 exons. Gene Ontology annotation, biological process: translation. Lineage: Eukaryota; Metazoa; Chordata; Actinopteri; Osteoglossiformes; Osteoglossidae. The coding region runs from base 197 to 775 and encodes 192 amino acids. Gene Ontology annotation, cellular component: mitochondrial large ribosomal subunit; ribosome.